GGUACUCGGAACCAGCCGGGCCGGGCCGCGGGGCUCAGCCUCAAUCGGGCCGAACAGGGGCGGAGCCGCGGCGGUGCCACUCCCGGCGGAUGCGGGCGGGCGGCUCCGCACCCAGCAGGGCCGAACCGGGCUGGGUCAGGACAGCGGCGGCCAGGGAUGCUCGCGAGAGCGGUGGGGCGUGCUGGGUAGCAGGUGCCCCGAGCCCGACCCGGCCCCGGUGCGGCGUGGUGGGGUGGUCCAGGGGAUCCAGGAAGGCUGCGGGUCGCGGUGGGAGCAGUAGCGCUCGGGCCGGAGAGUGAGAUGCUCGCGGCGACGUCGGGACUGCGUGGGGCCGAACUUGGGGGCUACGUGUGCUCCCCCCACCACGUGCGUGCCUCACCAUGUAUGCGCCCGCAUGGCCGCGGGAACUUCCCCUCGCGGGGGCUGCCGAGGCUGCCCGCUGAGUCAUGGGGCUGCGGCUUCCCCUAGCCCCGGGCACUAGCAGCCCUCCCCGGAAGCCGGCAGGGCCGGGAGGGCUCCAUGUCCCCUCGCUGGGACAGGAAGGCGCCUGGCACCCCGCAGCCCGGCCACAUAGCAGCCCCUCGAGAAGCCCCAUUUCCUUCCUGGGGAGACCGGUGGCACGCAACGGUGGUGCCGUACAGGCAGAGUCCCUGUGCACCCCCACAACCCUCCUGUGCCACCCCGACGCAUGCCCCCAGCCCACAGCCUCUGCUGGGGCAGCUAUAUAUAGUGCAGCACAGCUGACCCCAGCGCCGAGCAAGCACCAUCUGCCCAGGUUAAUCUUUAGCUGCCGGCCUGUCCCCCCGGCCGGCUCUAAUGAGGCCUCAUUACCAGCCAUUACACUGGCUGCAGGGCCACUGGUGGCCUGGUGGUGUGGUGACACCGUGGUGCAGGUGUGGGUGGUGGUGAGUGCUGGGGUUGCAGAGUGGUGCGUGGGGAUGUGGGGACAUGACCUUGGCACCCGUGGCAGCCAGCUUGGUCCCUUGGGUGAUGCUGGUGGGAUGUGCUGGGGUCCCCACCAGUGUCCCAGUGCACCCAGAGCCUGUGCUUAGGUUCCCAGGGAGGUGCCAGUGUCCCCACGAGGGUGUGUCGGCAUGCCUGGCACUGUUUCAGGUUCCCUGGGGGUAUGUCAUUGUCCCCAGGGAGUGUGUGCCUUUGUGCCCAAGGUGUGUGCCACGGUGCCUGGUCAGAUGCAGGUGUAUGUGCCAGGUCCCUGGGGGUGUGUCAUUGUCCCCAGGCGCUGUGCCCAUGGCCCUAGCAACGGUGCCAGCACUCCCAGGGUUGUGCCACCACUCCGUGGGUUGUGCAGCGUUCCCAGCAGUGCACCAGCUGCGUGUGCCAUGUCCCCCAGGGUCACGCUCGGGGAGGUUGCAGGUCCACAGGACUGGUUGCUGCGGGGAGAUAAGGAGGUGGUACUGGGGAGAGGGAGCGGUUCUGUGCCUAUCGCGUGCCAGCAGCCCUGGGGCCUCCCCAGUGAUCCCAGCAGGAGUGCAUGGUGCGGCUGUGUGCCUCGGGCACCCCACGCCGGGAUCCAGCCUAGGGUCCAAACUCUGCUGCUGCAGCAACACCGGGGUACAGGAGCAGCAGAGCCCCGUGCCUGGCAGCAUGGCGGGGGGCGCGGGGCGGGCCAAGAAGCUGGGUACACUGCUCUCGGGGCUGCUGGAGUGCGGCGCUUUCUGCGGCAUCAUCUUCGGCUGGGCCUCCCUUGUCUAUGUCCUCAAGAACCUGAACUACUUCAAGGAGUGGUGCGAGUCCUCGGCCAACCCCAAUGGGACACUGUAUCCUGACUGCAGCGGGCAGGAUGAGCAGUUCUCCCUGGUCUUCACCAUCGGCUCCUUCAUGAACAACUUCGUGACCCUCCCCAUGGGCUACGUCUUUGACCGCUUUGGCACCGCUGUCGCCCGUCUCAUUGCCAUCUCCCUCUACACCUGUGGGACCCUGCUCGUUGCCUUCUCCACACCAGACCUGGCGCUGCUGCUCUUCCCGGCUAUGUCAAUGCUGUCGGUGGGCGGCAUCCUCCUCAUCCUCACCAACAUGCAGGUGGGGAACCUCUUUGGGAAGUACCGCUCCAUCAUCAUCACCCUCUACAAUGGGGCCUUUGACUCCUCGUCUGCCAUCUUCCUCAUUAUCAAGGUGCUGCAUGAGCAUGGGCUGUCCCUGCGGGCCAUGUUUCUCUUCAUGGCAGCCUGCAGUGCCUGGCACCUGCUGCGCACCAUCUUCCUCAUGCCCCGCAUGCACAUCCCCUACCCGCUGCCACCUGCCUACAACUAUGGGCUGGCAUGCCCGGGGCACUCCCAGUCAUACCGCACCUACGAGGAGAAGCGCCCGCCGGAGGACAAUGGGCCAGAGGAAGUGCCCCUGGAGCCCAGUGCCCCAAAAGGCAAUGCGGCUGUGGAGCCCUUCUGGCCCUGCGUGUUCUCGUGGCUCUUCGCGUGGCACGUGGUGUGGCUCUCGGUCAUGCAGCUGCGCCACUACCUCUUCAUCGGUACCCUCAACCCGCUGCUCAACCACCUGGCCUUUGGCAAUGAACACCUGGUGAGCACCUACACCAACGCCUUUGCCUUCACCCAGCUCUGCGGGGUGAUUUGCGCUCCCUGGAAUGGCCUCAUCCUCGACCGCCACAAGCGGAGCAAGGCCCACCGUGCCGAGGGAGCCCAGGGGGCACUGGCUGACCUACGGGCAUCCGUGCUGUCACUGGUGUUGACGGUGACACAGUGCGUGCUCUUCUCCGUCUGUGCGGCUGUGCCUGUGCUGCCUGUGCAGUUUGCCACAUUCGUGCUCCAGGUUUCCCCCACAGCACUUUGGGAAGCUGUACGGGCUGGCCAUGGCCCUGUCGGCGCUGGUGGCCCUGCUGCAGUACCCCUGCAUUGCCCUGGUGCGUGGAGCGCUCCAGGGGGACCCUUUCUAUAUGAAUGUGGGGCUCAUCGCUGUGGUGCUGCUGGCCUAUGUCAGCCCUGUGGUGGUGGCCCGCGAAUGCCGGCGGCGUGCCAAGAAGCUGAAGGCUGCUGCAAGUCCCCUGGAAACUUCCACAAGUGCCGAGACCCCUGCUCAGACACCCCACUGAGCCCUGCACUAUCAUUCAGCUUUUUUCUACUGGACUUUGGGGGAGGGAUGGGACUGUGCCAGGGGGGCACAGUGAGGGGUGGGUGUGUUUUGGGAUGGAAUAAAUGUUCCAAUGCUUCUGCCCAUGGUGCUGCUCCCACCCGGUGCCCCAUACUCCUGGCACUUCUCCAGUAUCUGCUGUGGGGUUGAGCCCUAUUCUGCCUCAAAGGGCUGAAGCCACAGUCUCCCCCUGGCCCUAAAACACAUGGAUAUGUGGCCUCGA
Numida meleagris (helmeted guineafowl) is the source of this 3325-nucleotide messenger RNA. It is a transcript of the gene SLC43A3, whose product is annotated as solute carrier family 43 member 3. The coding region runs from base 949 to 3252 and encodes 767 amino acids. Gene Ontology annotation, molecular function: transmembrane transporter activity. Gene Ontology annotation, biological process: transmembrane transport. NCBI's taxonomy places the organism in Eukaryota, Metazoa, Chordata, Aves, Galliformes, Numididae. The transcript has 13 exons. The record is from RefSeq and is a predicted model, not a curated record.